Messenger RNA from Eubalaena glacialis (North Atlantic right whale), 2970 nucleotides. RefSeq names its product sialic acid-binding Ig-like lectin 5. The coding region runs from base 1 to 2970 and encodes 989 amino acids. The record is from RefSeq and is a predicted model, not a curated record. The transcript has 18 exons. Gene Ontology annotation, cellular component: plasma membrane. Gene Ontology annotation, biological process: cell adhesion. NCBI's taxonomy places the organism in Eukaryota, Metazoa, Chordata, Mammalia, Artiodactyla, Balaenidae. Gene Ontology annotation, molecular function: sialic acid binding.
AUGCUGCCGCUGCUGCUGUCCCUGCUGUGGGCAGGGUCCCUGGCUCGGGGUUCGAGCUACUACUGGCUGAAGGUGCAGGAGUCCGUGACGGUGCAGGAGGGUCUGUGUGUCCGCGUGCCCUGCUCCUUCCACUAUCCCCGGAGCUACCGGGACGUUCCAGCUCACGGCUACUGGUUCCGGGAAGGGGCCAAUGAGAAGCUGGAUGCCCCUGUGGCCACGAACAACCCAGAUCGUAAAGUUCAGGAAGAGACCCAAGGCCGAUUCAACCUCCUAGGGGACCGUGGAGACAACGAUUGCUCCCUGGACAUCAGAGACGCCAGGAGGAGGGAUGAAGGUUCAUACUUUUUUCGUGUGGAAAGAGGAAAUGCACUAUGGAGUUAUAAGUUUAACCAGCUCUCCUUGCAUGUGACGGCCCUGACCCACACACCCCACAUCCUCAUUUCUGGGGUGCUGGAGUCUGGCCGCCCCGGGAACCUGACCUGCUCUGUGCCCUGGGCCUGUGAGCAGGGCACGCCCCCCAUCUUCUCCUGGACGUCAGCUGCCCUCACCUCCCUGGGGCCCAGGACCCAGCUCUCCUCAGUGCUCACCAUCACCGCACAGCCCCAGGACAAUGGCACCAAUCUCACCUGUCAGGUGAAGUUCCCCACAAGUGGUGUGAUCGUGGAGAGGACCAUCCAACUCAAUGUCACAUGUGCUCCACAGAACCCAACAAGAGGUGUGUGCUUAGGGGAUGGCACAGGAAAAUCGGGGACCAGGGCAGGAGUGAUUGAGGGGGCCAUUGGGGGAGCUGGUGUCACCAUGUUGCUUGUUCUCUGCCUCUGCCUCAUCUUCUUCACAGUGAAGACCUACAGGAAGAAGGCAGCCAGGACUGCAGUGGGUGUGGAGGACAUCCACCCUGCCAUAGGGCCAACUUCCCUGCAUCACCAGCAGGAGUCCAAGUUAGAGGAUCCUCCUGACCCCACGAGCUCGGCAGGGGCCACCCCCACGUUGGGGAUGGAGCAGGAGCUGCAUUACGCCUCCCUCACCUUUCAUGGGAUGCAUCUUCAGGAGAGCACCCACUCAGAAUACGCGGAGAUCAGGACCAAGCCUCAGAGGAGGAAGCCCCAGGGAAGUGCUGACCACCAGGAGCUUCUCGCUGAGGGACCCAUCCCCGUCUUUCAUGCAUGGAGCUUCCCCGGCUGCCCCUCCUGCAUCUCACACCCAACGGGGACUGACCGGCCCGAUUUUCUGCGGACAGAGGUGUGGGAGGGACAGGCUGUGGACCGGGACCCGGGAGACACCUUUGGGCUGUACUCGCUGCUUAUGCUGCUAUUACCACCACCGCCGCUGCUGCUGUCCCUGCUGUGGGCAGGGUCCCUGGCUCAGGGUUCGAGCUACUACUGGCUGAAGGUGCAGGAGUCCGUGACGGUGCAGGAGGGUCUGUGUGUCCGCGUGCCCUGCUCCUUCUACUAUCCCCAGAGCUACUGGGACGACUCUGUUCCAGCUUUCGGCUACUGGUUCCGGGAAAGGGCCAGUAUCUACCAGGAUCCUCCAGUGGCCACAAACAACCCAGGUCGUGAGGUGCUGACAGAGACCCAGGGCCGAUUCUACCUCCUUGGAGACCCCCGGGGCUACAACUGCUCCCUGGACAUCAGAGAUGCACAGAGGGGAGACACAGGGACAUACUUCUUUAGGGUGGAGAGAGGGCCUAUUGUGAAAUAUAGUUACAUAGAGAACAUGAUCUUCCUGCAUGUAACAGCUCUGACACAGAUACCCGACAUCCACGUCCAGGGGACCCUAGAAUCUGGCCGCCCCAGGAACAUCACCUGUGCAGUGCCAUGGGCCUGUGAGAAGGGGACACCCCACACCUUCUCCUGGAUCGGGGUUGCCCUCACUUCCCUGCACCCCAAGAGUCCCCAUUCCUCAGUGCUCACCCUCACCCUGAGGCCCCAGGACCAUGGCACCAACCUCACCUGUCGAGUGACCUUCCCCAGAGCUGGCGUGAUCACAGAGAGGACCGUCAGGCUCAACGUGUCCUAUGCACCCCAGAAGCCGACCAUCAGAGUGUUCCGGAAAGAAGGCACAGGACCUGAAACUCUGGGCAAAAGCCUAUCUCUCCCAGUCCAGGAGGGCCAGUUCCUACGCCUGGACUGUGUCACCGACAGCAACCCUCCUGCCAUGAUGAGCUGGACCCGGGGGAGCCUGACCCUGAGCCCCUCAAAUUCCUCGAACCCUGGGGUCCUGGAGCUGCCCCGGGUGGAACUGGGGGACCAUGGGAAAUAUGUCUGCCGAGCUCAGCAUCCAUUGGGCUCCAAAGAAGCAUCUCUGAGCCUCGUUGUGAAAAACCCCCCGCAGCUGCUGGGACCCUCCUGCUCCCCGGAGGAUGAGGGUCUGCAUUGCAGCUGCUCCUCCCGAGCCCAGCCGGCCCCCUCCCUGCGCUGGUGGCUGGGGGAGGGGCUGCUGGAGGGGAAUUUUAGCAACGCCUCCUUCAAGGUCACCUCCAGCUCGGCUGGGCCCUGGGCCAACAGCUCCCUGAGCCUCAGCGAGGGGCUCAGCUCUGGCCUCAGACUCAGCUGCGAGGCCCUGAACGGCCACGGGAGACAGAGCGCCACUGUCCUGCUGCUGCCAGGAAGGCCAGCACCCAGGACCGGUGUGGUUUUGGGGGCCGUCGGGGGAUCUGGCGUCACAGCCCUGCUAGCUCUCUGCCUCUGCCUCAUCUUCUUCGUAGUGAAGAUCUACAGGAAGAAGUCAGCGGAGAAGGCAUCAAGCAGAGAUGGCGUCCGUCCAGCGUUGAGUACCAUCUCUCUGGGUCACCUCAAUGAAUCCUGUUCAGACAGCCCCUCAGACUACCAGACCCCAGCUCCGGCCACCUCCACCUCAGGGAAGGAGCAGGAGCUCCAUUACGCCACCCUCAAUUUCCACAGGCUAAGGACCCACAACUUUCAAGACCAGGACACCACCGAGUACUCAGAGAUCAAGAUCCGGAAAUAA